Molecule: messenger RNA, 9530 nt
Organism: Oryzias latipes (Japanese medaka)
Lineage: Eukaryota; Metazoa; Chordata; Actinopteri; Beloniformes; Adrianichthyidae
Product: EPH receptor A5
Biological process (GO): axon guidance; protein phosphorylation; ephrin receptor signaling pathway
Cellular component (GO): plasma membrane; dendrite
Molecular function (GO): ATP binding; transmembrane-ephrin receptor activity; protein binding
Source: RefSeq, a predicted model, not a curated record
UCUCUGGGGUCACAGAGUUGCUGGAGCCUAAAAACUUUUAGUGAAAGAGGAGUUUACUUUACUUUACUUCAUUUUACUUAUGGAUUGCCUUUGCAGGGCCACAUAACCAUACACUCAUUCACACCUAGGAACAAUUUAGAGUAAACAACUGACCUAUAAUGUAUCUUUUUGGACUGUUUACAAGCCAGAGUCCCAGAGAAAAGUCACAUACAUCGGGGAUUCAUACAAACUCCACUCUGAGGAGUGCCAGUCGGGUAUUGAACCAGGGCCUUUUUGCUGUGAGGCAAGAGAGCUAACCACACCAUGCAGCCCAACAAAAAUGAACACAACUCAGAAAGCGAUUGAUUUUUUGGGAGUGCAGUUUCGUGGAAACAUCUGAGUUUAAACAACAUGAUGGGUUAUUAUUGGAAAUCAAACUAAAUUUUUGCUGCAACGGCUUCAAAGAAGCUUCAGUGUCUGCCUGAUCCUGCUUUGGCUGCUCUUUUGGUGUCCAGAUUCUAUGUCCAACAGAAAGACACCCACGUCUGCAUAAUCUGACACCCUAAAAAAACUGUAACUUGAAAACUAAUCACAGAGGCUGAACAGUUCCACUGUUACAAUUGAUUUCUUUUUAGGGAUUCCACAGCAGCAGCAGCUACGGUGUUCACCUGUGGACCCACGAUUGGAGAUCCACGGAGCCUCUCUCCGCCCCCCGCCCCCCUGGCGCGCGCUGCCCGCCUCCUCCACACAGGAGCAGCGCACUGUCUCCUCCGCUCCUCAUUCUCUGCUCGUGUCCGCAGCAGACCAUGAGCGCCCGUCUCUGUGCGCAGAGGAGCUGCGACGCAGGUGGUUUUCCCGGGUCUCCCCGCUUCUUCAUGCCGUCCUGCACUGUAGUCGUUUAGUGACAAUCCGCUGCCGGAUCCGUUUUUUUUUUUGUCCCUCCUGGAUGCACCAUGCAGGCUCGUUGGCGGGGUUGUGGCAUUCGGCUGCUGGUUUGGAGCCUGGCUUUCCUCGGAUCGUGGUGCAUCCCUCCAAAUGAAGUUAAUCUGCUGGAUUCCCGCUCUGUGAUGGGAGACCUUGGAUGGGUGGCUUACCCUAAGAAUGGGUGGGAGGAGAUUGGCGAAGUAGACGAAGACUACGCCCCCAUCCACACAUACCAAGUGUGCCGCGUGAUGGAACAGAACCAGAACAACUGGCUCUACACCAACUGGAUCCUAACUGAAGGUGCCCAGCGGGUGUACAUUGAGCUCAAAUUCACCCUCAGAGACUGCAACAGCUUGCCCGGAGGAGUCGGGACCUGCAAAGAGACAUUUAACAUGUAUUACUAUGAAACUGAUGGGGAUGAAGAGGAAGGGGAGGAUGGAGGGAUGAGAGAUGGAACUGGCAUGACUGAGGAGGAGGAGAGGGUGUUGAAGGAGAAUAGAUACAUCAAAGUGGACACCAUAGCAGCUGACGAGAGCUUCACAGAGCUGGAUCUGGGGGAUCGUGUGAUGAAGCUUAACACAGAAGUUCGCGAUUUAGGUCCUCUGACCCACAAAGGCUUCUACUUGGCAUUUCAAGAUUUGGGGGCCUGCAUUGCUUUGGUGUCAGUGCGGGUUUUCUACAAACGCUGCCCGCUCUUGGUGAAGAGCCUUGCCGAGUUUCCGGACACCAUCCCCGGCUCAGAAGCUUCGCAGCUGGUGGAGGUUGCGGGGCACUGCGUCAACAACUCCCUGCCUUUAUAUGAGCCUCCUCGGAUGCACUGCAGCACAGAAGGAGAAUGGCUGGUGCCAAUUGGGAAGUGUGUCUGCAAGCCAGGAUAUGAGGAUAUCAGUGGAGCUUGUCAAGUCUGCAAAGUGGGUUUCUACCGCUCGCUGCUGGAGUCUACGGGCUGCAGUAAAUGUCCCCCUCACAGUGUGGCCAGGCAAACAGGGGCCACAGUUUGUACCUGUGAAGAUGGAUACUACAAGAUUGAGUCUGACCCGUCCAACAUGGCCUGCACACGUCCUCCCUCUGCACCACGUAACGCCAUUUCCAACGUCAAUGAAACCAGUGUCUUUUUGGAGUGGUCCAUUCCAUUGGAGACUGGCGGCAGGAAGGACAUCCGCUACAAUAUCUUAUGCAGGCAGGUCCUGCCGGAGGGCAGAGGCUUGGAUGAGUGCGGACCAAAUGUUCGCUUUCUGCCUCGCCGAGUCGGUCUGUCUAACACCUCAGUAAUGGUGGCUGACCUGCAGUCACACACCAACUACAGCUUCCUGCUUGAGGCUGUCAACGGAGUGUCAGAACUGGCCAAAGACCACCCCAAACAGUAUGUGUCGCUGAAUGUGACUACCAAUCAGGCAGCGCCUUCCCCAGUAAGUGUGGUGAGGAAAGGACAUACUGGGAAGAGCAGUAUCGCCCUUUCCUGGGCAGAGCCGGAUCGCCCCAAUGGCAUAAUCCUUGAGUAUGAGAUCAAGUACUUUGAAAAGGAGCAGGACUCCAGUUACACCAUUAUAAAAUCCAAGGACACAGAGAUGGUAGUAGAAGGCCUGAAACCCUCCUCAGUUUACAUUUUCCAGGUAAGAGCCAGGACAUCAGCAGGAUAUGGGGCUUUUAGCCGCCGAUUCGAAUUCCAGACAAGUCCUUAUCUAACCGCCACCAGUGAGCGUGCUCAGGCCUCGAUAAUAGCAGUCGCCAUCACGCUGGCUCUGGUUCUCCUGGCAGUGGUUGCUGGCUUCCUGCUCAGCGGUCGACGAUGUGGUUACAGUAAAGCAAAGCAGGAUCCUGAGGAAGAGAAGAUGCACUUUCACAACGGUCACAUAAAGUUUCCUGGGGUGCGCACUUACAUUGACCCUUUGACCUAUGAAGAUCCCAACCAAGCUGUGCAUGAGUUUGCACAAGAGAUCGAUGUCUCAUCCAUCUCCAUUGAAAGGAUCAUCGGUGCUGGUGAAUUUGGUGAGGUGUGUUGUGGGCCACUGAGGCUGCCUGGAAAAAGAGAGAUCCAGGUCGCUAUCAAGACCUUAAAAGCCGGUUACACCGAGCAACAGAGGCGGGACUUCCUGUGGGAGGCGUCAAUCAUGGGGCAAUUCAACCAUCCGAACAUCAUCCGUCUGGAAGGUGUGGUCACAAAAAGCAAACCUGUGAUGAUCAUCACAGAAUACAUGGAGAAUGGAUCACUGGACACUUUUCUUAAGAAAAAUGAUGGUCAGUUCACGGUAAUCCAGCUGGUUGGUAUGCUCCGUGGCAUUGCAUCUGGCAUGAGAUAUCUGUCUGAUAUGGGCUACGUUCACCGCGAUCUUGCUGCCCGCAACAUCCUCGUGAACGGCAUCCUUGUGUGUAAAGUGUCUGAUUUUGGGCUGUCCCGAGUCCUGGAAGAUGACCCAGAGGCUGCAUACACCACUCGGGGUGGAAAAAUUCCCAUUCGCUGGACGGCUCCAGAGGCGAUUGCAUACAGGAAGUUCACGUCAGCCAGCGAUGUAUGGAGUUAUGGGAUUGUCAUGUGGGAGGUGAUGUCGUAUGGAGAAAGGCCAUACUGGGAGAUGUCCAAUCAAGAUGUAAUAAAGGCAGUAGAAGAGAGCUAUAGGUUGCCAGGUCCCAUGGACUGCCCUGAGGCCCUUUAUCACCUAAUGAUGGACUGCUGGCAGCAUGAACGCACCAACCGUCCAAAGUUUGAUGAGAUUGUUUGUCUAUUAGACAAACUUAUCCGUAAUCCCAGUUCAUUAAAAAAACUGGUCAACUCCUCACAUAGAGUGUCUAAUCUUUUGGUGGAGCACACCACUGCAGAUGGAGACUGUGGCACUCAAAGCCAGACUGUAGGAGAGUGGCUGGAUUCCAUCAAAAUGGGGCGUUACACUGAACUAUUUAUGGAGGCAGGCUACUCUUCCAUGGAAACGGUGACACAGAUGACCUCUGAAGAUCUGCGGAGAGUGGGGGUGAACUUGGCAGGACAUCAGAAAAAAAUAAUCACAAGUAUUCAAGAGAUGAGAGUUCAUAUGAACAACUCCACUGUAAAAAUCUGAUGCAUUUGUGCAGGCAUGCACACGCUUCCAUGCAUUCAUACAUGCACAAGACAACAAUAUAUGGACCUAGUAUGUAAUCAAAGAACUGUUGGACCUAGAACGGCUUGGGACAUGUUUGCGGAUAGAGAGUGUCCUUUGGAUCUGCACUGGAUUAACUGCAUUUUAGUGGUUUGGGUGUAUGUACAGUUGCCUGUGUUGUCACUGGAGAUUUCUGACAUUACAGCGCUAAAACCAAACUGAACUGGACUAUGUGGUGCUACUUGGAGAAACAUGGAUGGUGAACCGAACUUUACUUAAGGGACACCUAACAUUCUAAUCGUUCCAAAACUUUUCUGUUUGUUUUUUGCAAUAAUUCAUUCUGUGCAAUGCUUUGACCUUUGGUAAUAAACCGUAAUGAACCACAAAGACCAUCCACUCAGCCUAUUGCCUCUUGGCUCUGAAGUUGGAGUUUCAUGUAAAGCACUUACUCCUAACUAUUUUUAACCUGUCUCAGGUGAACUAACUUUUAUUCUCAUUUUACUUUACUUUUUUAUGCCUACUAGGAGUUGGUGAGCUGAAAAACAGAUUAAGUCAAGGUCUAAAUAAUAGACCACCAACAGUAUUCAGCUCUAUUUGUUAGUCUUUUCUUUUUUUUGUCUGAAAGCUUUUACAAAACUGCAUCUAAAAUAUGCAGAACUCAAGGAAGAUCAGACAUGUUGAUUUUUAGGAUCUGGUUCAUAAAGCAGAGGCUUACGCUUUUGCAGGUUGUUGUAGUUUUAAGCUCCUCUCAAUUUACAACCCCCAUAUAAAAAUUAAUGUAUCUUUCACCUGCAUUCAUAUGGUUCUAAGUCGAACUUUGAAACUCAUUGACGGAUUUUUAAAAGGAAAUUGGAAGCAGGAACAAUCAUUAGUGGAUCUUUUAAAAGAAACACCUAUUACCUCUGUCCCCUUGCCCCUCAUUGCCCUUAUUACAGUUUAUUACUCCUGAAGCUGCUUUCACACCGAACGCAAUUCGCACAGUAGAUUCAAAGGUUGCUUCAAUGUACAGACGCAAUUAGAGGUUCUGCAGAACAAUUUAAAUGCCAGGCAUGGCCGUCGGGCAGCAGCGCGUUUUAGUAUAUCCAGAGUUAAAAAAUCUGAAUUUUGGCAUAGAAGACGCAUCGCGUAAAUCAAUCAGGGACUCAGCCUUGGGUACGUGACGUGUUCAAUGUCGCGAUCACCAGGUGGAGUCCAAAACCAACAAGGGCGAGAAUUUUAUCGUUCUCGUCCUGAUAUUUGUUCUUAUUUGCAUUAAAUAAUAAUAAAUAAUAUAAAAUUCCUCAAAUUUGAAUAAUACUUUUAUUAUCUCCCUCCUUGAACUAACAUCAAACUGGGUCACAGAGACACAGAGGUAGCGUUGAAAGGGCCAUUCUUCAGAUGCAGAUCCAGUAGUAGAUGGUGAACCUCGUCGUACUGGGAGCGUCUCUGAAUGAUCUCAUUAACCCAGACAUGGAGACGUGAUUACUGACGCUUUUAUAGAACUCUUCAAAACUAAAUUAAUCCGAUCUCUCAACAUCAUCCGAGUCUUCCAUGCAUGAUAAAUGAGAUAUACACAAACAGUGCUCCACGUGGCAGUCAGGCUAAAAUAUUUGGCAAUAAAACACAUUUUUGGUCAGGCGUCAAGCAGCAAAAUUCACUGCACUUCCAAAUAGAGGCAACUGACACAAAUUUGAUGUGCGAAUUGCUUUCGGUAUAAACGGAGCAUUAGGGUGUCAAGUGAUCUUUUCUGUGGGAAUAAACCAGAAAAUGAUAUUAUUUUACAGAAUCAUGCAAAUUACACGUAUACAUAUUAGUUAAGAAAACACUAAAGGUCUUGUUCCUAAGAACACCAUGAUGAUCCUGUUGCGAUAAAACUACUGCAGACUCGUACUCUUACCUGCCACUCCAAAAGUAACUCACAUGAAUACAGGAGUGCUGAAACAAGAAGCCAAUAUCCACCAACUUUAUUAUCAUUUAAUUAUUGUAUAUGAAAAAAUACAAUAUAAAAAAUAUGUGGACAGGUUGUUUUGUUUAUAUUCAACAUGCAUCUCCACCUAUGUAUUUCAUGUAUAUAAUGUAAUAUAUAUUUAAGCAGGGAGCACUGUUUUUCUGUCUACUGUCAUGUGGACAAGUUGGUAUUAAUCAUACAUCUCAGAGUUGUACACUUGAGUACAAUUGUGAUAAAUUAUUUAAAUCCACACUUCUGCAAAUCAUGAUUGGGCCUCUUUGUGGGGGCAGCCAGCACAUUUGUCUCCACGUCAGGGUCCCCAAUAGGAUCUGCAGAGGGAGUGGAUGUUCAUCCUCAGUUGUCAGUGAUAGUGUUGCUUUCAUAUGUUUUGUACAAAACCAACAAAUAUUCUGACUUGCCGUAAAUGAGAUAGCUGGAGAUCCUCUGCCUCCACAGAGAAAGGCUCUUUUGCCCUCUGGGUAAAGACAUGGCAUGGUUCAAAGGUAAACAUUGAUGUCAGUAAACAAGCUUUGUGCGUCAUUUUUUGUCUUUGGUAUGGAAUCACACCUACUCUGUGCUUUAUUGGUAAAAACAGCCUGAAUAUUUCUCUUUGAAACAGAAACUUCUUUGCAGAUUAUGUUAUUUUUUCGUAUUCAGUACACUGUUAUUUUGGGGCAUAAAGGUGGAAACAAUAAUCUGUAAAGAUGUAUUUUUCUUUUUUUUUAAGGAGGUAAUCAUUUCACUAUAUGAAAAGCACAGGAAAAGAAUGUAAGGUUUUAAGGGGGCAUUUCGCUUUUAAAUGAGUUGGUUGUCAAUGGUAGAUACUUGCUGUGGUUAGGGUUUUUUGCCUGUUCUCAAGAUUAUAUUUAAAUGACUGAAUGUAAAAUGAUCACACGACAAGAGUUUCCAAAAGGGAAAAUGUUCUAUGUCAGUCAAACGUUGGCUACAAUUUAAGUUCUGCAUGGCCAUAGUAGUCUAUAUGUUCUCACUCUUAGUUGGGGCUCCAUUUUAAUUUAAAAUUUAAAGGAUAAAAAAAUACAUUUGAACAUUGUUUAUUUUAAACUGCUGAAAACAAAAUGUAACUAUUCAAAUAAAAUUAUUAUUUUUGUUUUUUUUUUGUCUACCUUAUGGCAGUAAAUCCAUACAUGUAGACUAUUAUGGCUAUGUAGACACUUAUUUUUUCAUUGAGGGAAGCAUCUGUAUUCGUUUGCACUAUAUAAUGCAUGUGCAGCAGAUGAAAAAUGUGUUGGGUGCUUCUAGUUUGCAUCCAGGCAGUUCUAGGUUCAUGGAUCUCGAAUUGUGCUAAAACUAUUGACUUUUUGGAGAGGAUUCACAAAGCUUAAGCUACGUACACACCGGGCAUGUGUGGCGCAUUCAAGAAUGCGCUGAAAGUGUUACGAGGGUUUGUAACACACUUCUAGCAUAUGGUGUUCACACAGGUAUGUCACUACCCGAUUCUAUCGCAUGUACUCACAGUUGGAAGAGGCUUGGUGUGAAAUGUCAAAGAGGUCCAAAUCUGGCGAAUCUUUUCCAGACUUUUUUUUUCCACAGCUCUUUUCCGAUAUAUGAAAGGCUUGGUUUCAUAUAACUCCAGCCAGGCACAAACCACAAUUAUUAAUUUCUCUUUCAUGAUUAAUUUGUUGGCACUUCAAUGUUUUGAAAAAGAUGCUACCCAUACAUCACAACCAAGUCAGACUUCCUGAUUGGUCAAAGUUCAACUGGUUUAACUUUCAACACGGGUUCAAUUGCAUCACUUUUUGUACGUAUAGCCUAAAAAUGAACUUAUAAAUUGCAUAGCAAUGCAUGAACAUGAAAGUUUGGAACACGGAAACACGAAACGUUCAUAUUUGUGCGUUUAGAUAGACUUUUCAUUGAAAGUGGUUCGCUCAAACGUGCAUUUCGGGCCUAGUGUGAACGUAGCAUCAGAGUCCCACUGAACUUCAUGUAAUGGGCUGUUUUCUAAUCACACUUUUCAGCUAAAUGAACACCUUAAAAUCCGCAUGUGAGGCAUGAACAAUUGGUGAAUAAUACACCCUUACAAGUGCCUCGCAAUCUUUGUGCACCAAUGUUUUCUCUCCAUUCAAAAUGCUAUGCCCAAUUGUGUCCCAACAGUCUAUAUUUACUCUUUGCCAACAAUGUCUACAGGCAAUAUCAAGAAUGUCAGACAAUGUUUGUACAUUGGAACUAAUUUAAUUUGCACUUUACGAAGUAGUCCUUUCCCCUUGUUUGACAAAAAUGUUUAUAGCAUACUUGAUUAUAUUGUCAAACUUUUUUUUUAUUAUUAUUAUUAGCUAUAACUUUUUCAUUUUGCUGAUUAGAGUUCUUAUUAUCAGUGCUUCCCAUGAUAUGAAAUCAGACCGUUAAGCACAAUGCAUUUGUCUCAUCUUUAAAAAAUUAUCCACAAACGCUGAUUUACAGCACAUUUUUUGUUGUUUAUGGCAAAACUUACAGCUUCAGGAUGUAAGUACAUGGUCCAGCAGAUGUUUUGUUAAAUGGAGAUUUUACUUUUCCAAGGAAUUGGCUGCACUAACCCAUUAUGUCAAUCUAAUUGUUGCAUUUAUGAAUUAUUACAUCUUUAUUCAAAACAAAACAAAAGCAAAUUAAUAUGUUCUCAUUAUUUACAAUGCAAUGCUGUGUAAAAGGCAUACAUUUAUUUUCUACAAAACUUUUGCACUAUAUUUACAUUAUCUUUACAAUUCAGAAUUGGCUCUAAAAAGCACAGAAGACAGGCAUCUUCUUGAGAUUUAUUAAUGUUUUUCUCUGAUGGCUCUUGUGUAAUUUUUGCAGGAGUAAUAAUUGAUCUGUGACAUGAUGUAACAAUUUUCACCCAAAUCAACUUUAAAUGUUUCAAAUUAUAAAGAAUUUAAAAAAAAGAGUUUGGUGAAUUUGAUUUGUGAUAAAAAUCACUGAAUGAAGACUUGGACACCAGGUGUGACUCCCUUCCAGCAAGUGUGCAAAAGCAAUACAAUACAAGCAAAAAAAGUUUUGUAUGAAACAAAAAAUAGCAUGGCGAUAAUACAACAAUGAAAGGUUGCACUAAGUAUCGAAUGCUUUUUGAAAUACUUGAAAAUUUCUUUCUUAAGACCUUGAAUAUUGGAGGUGGAGUUGUAUCAGGAACAGGGUUAUGAUAGAUCCAGCUCCAACUUGUUCCUGUUGCUGUUUUUGUAAAAUACUUUGAUAGAGAUGGAUACUCAAAUGCAUCAUCAAAUUAAUCGUAUUCCUUUUGAAUCCUCAAAUCACACACGUGGUAAAUAAACAUCAAAGUCUGUCUGCAACUCUCAUUGCAAAGCUAUUUUCAAAUAAACUUGAAUUGGUUUCAUUAGAUGCAUACAUUGGGAAGUUGAGCAUUUAUUUUCACUGAAAAAUAUGCAGGUUUCAUUUAUAAGUGUACAAAAGCAGGUUAUGAAGUUGUUUUCUUGGAGUAUUAAAAAUGUUGUUAUCAAUAACUCACACAUAAGGUUUGAAAUAACUGACUCAGUUGUGAUCAGUUCAAAGCACAGUGAAAAUAAUUAGCUUUUAAUGUGCUAUUGGUUUGUCUUUGAAAUUGUUGUGCAUUAUGUUUGUGUUGAUGUUUUUGUAGUGUCCUUUUAAAAUUCUAUAUUUUUGCAAUAAAACUUAAAAAGAUUGAA